AUGGCGGGAGCGGCUCCGCUGCCCCCGCCCGCCGCCCGAACCGCGGGAAAACGGCGUCACCCCCACUUCCGUCACUUCCGCGCCGGCGGCCGCGCCCCCGCCCCGCCCGCGGCCCCGGGAACGGGGCGGGACCGGGGCAGAGGCGGCGCGGCCCGGCUCGGCCUCGCAGAACCGCCCGGGCCCCGCGGCCGCCACAGGAACGGCAGCCCCGCCGUGCCUGAGACUUCAGGUACUCAGGGAGCACAGCCGAUACAUCUUUUCCGUGAGCUGGGAAGGAACGCGGGCCGGCCCAAAGGAUUUUCUUCAUGUCAAGACUUGCCCUUUGCCUCCUUACUAAAGCUGCAACACUUUAGCUGGAGGAGAGAGGCCUUGGAGCUUUUAUUGUGUUUUGCAAGGCCUGAUUACAUGGAUCACAUUGAUUGGUCACAACAACUUUGUUCAUGCAAAGACCAGCUCAACAUCAGAGGCUCUUUGGGAUCCACGAGGGAGCAACACAGCCCCCUCUACCAACUAAACAUGGUGGCACAGGAUACUGAUUUUGCUGUUUCAGUAAUAAAGUAUGUCUCAGCGUUAGGAUUGAUCUUGUUUUUUAUGAGGAGUUCUAAAACUAUUUCCAAAGAUAAUUGUCCAAUGAGGUCAUUUUUACACUAACCCUUUUCUGGAAUUCGCUGCGCUGGAAAUGUGGUUUCUUCAGUGCAGUACAGCCAUCUUUGUUUAUUAGACUCUUAACUAUUAUUAUACUUGUACUUAUUAUACUUUUAUUAUUUAAAAAGGAAAAAAGCCCAAGCAUCUCCAAGAGCUAUUUCUUUCCAUGGAUCUGUCUCCCAUGCUUCAUCGACUUGGUCUAAAAGGGCAGAAGUUCUAACACGAGCUUUUGCUGCACUCUAGGUGUUUUAGGUUGUCUUUCUACACAAACUGCCUGGCAUUUAAUAAGACACAAGCUCAUGCUGGGAGCUUUUCCUGGGUGCACACAAUUUCUCUCCCUCCUUCCCCACACUUAUUUUCACACUGCUGAUUUAAGUAAAUUUCCUUCCAACAGGCUCAAAAGCUAUUAUGGAUGGGCAUACAGCAUGAUCAUAGAAACCUCCCGUCUUGUAAGAACAAAUCUAUUUCUCCCCCUGCUCCACCACUCCUUCAGCAGCCUCAUUUGCUGGUGUCUCCAUUAAAGGGCACACCACAGAUCAUCAAGUUUGGCUACUUAGUUUUAUUUUGAAAACAAGUUAAAGACUGGAUGAAGCUUGCUUAGAGAUUAACAAGUUUAAUGUUUAACUUAGUGAAAAUAGGAACAGAACACUCCUGAAAAGGUAGGAAACAUCCUUAAAAGUACUUCAACGUAAAUCUUGCAUCAUACAGGGCUCCAAAGAAUGCACCAGCAACCUUGUGCUGACAUAUACUUGACCUUUGUUGCAAGCACGCAAUUGCAACAUCCCGAAUGUCUGUAGCUAAAGUUUUCCCAGCAAGUUUUCCAGCUUGCUUGCACAUAUAUUGAGCAGCAGUGUAAAUAUAAUUUAUACAUUAACAUCUAGCCUGUAUGCAUGUGAGGCCUUAUUUGAUGUUCAUGAUUGCCAUGCACCAUCAAAAAUGGAUUUUAAAAGUCCAGCUGUAGAAUACAGCAGUUGUACUUUCCAUUUGACAUAUAAUGCACUUACACCAGGACCAAUCAGUAAAUUAAGCCACAUGCAGAUGAAUUAAAAAAAAGGUAUUGUGUAUUUAGCAAACUUCCUUUAAAACAAAUUACUUUAUCUCAGUCUAAACAUUCACAAUAGCAGGAAGCUGGAUCAAAGCAUGUUUACAAUUGUGUAAUAUCUCCAAAAACAGUAAAGCAUCCUCCUACUGUAUUAAGAAAAGAUCCUUUAAAAGAUGAAAAAUAAGAUUAGUACAAAGUCUCUUGACUGAAUUAACCUAAGAUGAAUGAUUUGGACACCUAUGUUGUAUAUUAUUUAAAAAUAGAUUACACAGUGUUUUAGGGUAUUUUUUCAAAUAUACCAUUAUUCUGUAAACAUUCGUACUUUUCUGAUGAAUCAAUGCUCAAAAUUUGGCCAGAAGACAAGUCAGUUCCCAUGUCAUGGAAGCUCUCAAGUGGAUCUGGGGGGAGAUUUUUCAGACUUAGUUUUUUUAAUGUUACUCCCUUUUUUUCUGUCCUGUAUUUUUUCUUGCAAGCAGCUUCAAAACAGCAAGUACAUCUUAUUCAUCUUAUAUAUUCUGCACUCUCCCCUUGAAAAGUUGGCAUUACAAGGAUCCAAAUUGUAUCAGAAAAGAGGAAAAUCAAUCUUGCUUUAAGAAUAACAGUUUUAAGUGUAAAUGGCAGGAUACAGAAUGGUAUUGGUGAUAUUGAGCAAGUCCCAGAUUACUUGGCACAGCUCAGUGGCACAGGCUGGCAGGAA
Molecule: messenger RNA, 2384 nt
Organism: Taeniopygia guttata (zebra finch)
Lineage: Eukaryota; Metazoa; Chordata; Aves; Passeriformes; Estrildidae
Source: RefSeq, a predicted model, not a curated record